GGUAAACCGCAGGGGGCGUUACCUUGCAUCGGAAGAGGUUGGAAGUUCCCUUACUGCAUCCCGGAAUUGUCAUCACGCUGCUCGUUCUCGGCCAUUUUUACAAGUGCAAGCUCCGAAAUAUAACAUACAAUACAACUGAGUUGUUACCGUUAAUAUCUUCGGAGUACGCUACCCCACUGAGACGUGAACAGUAGUCAUGUCGGACUUUAUUGAAAGUGAGGCAGAAGAGUCGGAGGAGGAGUUUGAGGAGAAGGACUUAAAACCUAAGAAGAACCAGAGAUUUAUGGAAGAAGAUGAUGAAGAGGAAGAAGAGGAUAACCUAGAAGACCAGGAUGAGAAAGGGAAUUUACGUGGCUUCAUUGACGAUGGAGAAGAGGUAGAAGAGGAGGAAGAAGCAGAAAAAAGUGGAAGUGGAGGGGGGAGUGAUUCAGAGGAGGAAGUGAGGCGCCGACAUAAAAAAAAGCGCAGCUAUGAUGACUACCUGGAUGAUGACGACCUUGACCUAAUUGAGGAAAACCUGGGUGUCAAAGUGAAAAGGAGGAAGAAGAAAUAUGACCGUGUAAAAACACUGGAUGAUGAUGAAGAUGAUGACGAGAAGGACUUGAUCGCAGAUGAGAUCUUUUAUCCGGAUGGUGAGGGGGAGCUGGAGGAAGGCGAGGCUGUUGAUGAACCUCUGCAACAGCCUGAUGAUGACGAAGAAGGAGAGGAUGAAGAAUCAGAUAUCGAUGACUUCAUUGUGGAUGAUGAUGGCCAGCCCAUCACCAAAAAGAGGGGCAAGAAGUUCUCAGGAUACACUGAUGCAGCGCUCCAGGAGGCUCAGGAGAUUUUCGGUGGCGACUUUGACUUUGCUGACUUUGAUGCUGAUGCCUAUGACCAGGGUGAGGAGGAGGAAGAGGAUCAAGAUGAAGAGGGCUGGGACCGACCCAAGAAGCAAACUAAGAGGAGGCUGGGGAGGAAAAGCAUUUUUGAGAUCUACGAGCCAAGUGAGCUCGAAAGUAGUCACAUGACUGACCAGGACAAUGAGAUCCGCUCCACAGACAUGCCUGAGCGGUUCCAGCUGCGAGCUAUUCCUGUCAAACCUGCUGAGGAUGAUGAGCUGGAAGAGGAAGCAGAAUGGAUCUUCAGACAUGGGUUUUCCACUCUUACAAUCUCAAUGCAGGAGAGCACAGAUUACCUAGACAGGGGCACAACCACAAACUUCAGCAGAAAAGGUCCCAGCACAAUUGCCAAGAUCAAAGAGGCCCUCAACUUCAUGAGGAAUCAACAGUUUGAGGUUCCUUUUAUAGCUUUCUACAGAAAAGAAUAUGUUGAACCAGAGCUCAAUAUCAAUGACCUGUGGAAAGUGUGGCAGUGGGAUGAAAAGUGGACUCAGCUGAAGACCCGGAAGCAGAACCUGACGCGUCUGUUUCAGAAGAUGCAGUCCUAUCAGUUUGAGCAGAUCUCUGCUGACCCUGACAAACCUUUGGCUGAUGGUAUUCGUCCUCUGGACACUACUGACAUGGAGAGGCUGAAAGAUGUACAGACUCUUGAAGAGCUGAGUGAUGUCUACAAUCACUUUUUGCUCUACUACGGACGAGACAUCCCCAAGAUGCAGAACGCUGCCAAAGCCAACAAGAAGAGGCUCAAGAAGAUCAAAGAAGUGUCAGAGGAUGGAGAUGAGGAGGAAUUAGAGGUAGAAGAAGAAGAAGAGCAGAAAGGACCUGAUCUCAAGUUGGCAUCCCGUAGGGAUAUGUACAGCAUCUGCCAGAGCGUGGGACUUGAUGGCUUGGCUAAAAAGUUUGGUUUAACUCCAGAGCAAUUUGGAGAAAAUCUGAGGGACAGUUACCAACGUCACGAGACAGAGCAGUUCCCUGCUGAGCCAGUAGAGCUGGCCAAAGAUUAUGUUUGCAGUCAGUUCUCUACUCCAGAGACAGUGCUGGAGGGAACUAGGUACAUGGUAGCCAUGCAGAUUGCUCGGGAACCUCUGGUCAGACAUGUUCUCCGACAGACUUUUCAGGAGAGAGCCAAGGUUAACAUCAAACCUACAAAAAAGGGCAAAAAGGAGGUAGACGAAGCUCACUUUGCCUACUCUUUCAAGUAUCUUAAGAACAAGCCUGUAAAAGAACUGAAUGGGGAUCAGUUCUUGAAGAUGUGCCUUGCAGAGGAUGAGGGGCUACUUACCAUUGAUAUCUGCAUAGACCUUAUAGGAGUUAAAGGGUAUGCAGGGGACCAGACGUACUUUGACGAGAUCAAACAGUUCUACUACAGGGACGAGUUCAGUCACCAGGUGCAGGAGUGGAACAGGCAGCGAACUUUAGCCAUAGAAAGAGCUCUCAAUCAGUUCCUCUACCCUCAGAUGGCCAAGGAACUUAAGAGCAAACUGAUCGCUGAGGCCAAAGAGAGCAUUAUCAGGUCCUGCUGUCGCCGACUGUAUAACUGGCUGAAAGUGGCUCCGUACAGGCCAGAUCAGCAGGUUGAGGAAGAUGAUGAUCUGAUGGAUGAGAAUCAGGGAAAAGGCAUCCGAGUGCUUGGUGUAGCCUAUGCGCCCAGCAGAGAUACUCCAGUAUUCUGUGCUCUGAUCAACGGGGAGGGAGAGGUGAUGGACUUUCUUCGUCUGCCCUACUUCAUGAAGAGGAGGAACGCCUUUAGGGAGGAUGAGAGAGAGAAGAAGGCCAGUGACAUUGAAAAUCUCAAGAGGUUUCUGUCAGGCAAGAAACCUCAUGUAGUAGCUGUUGCUGGAGAAAACCGAGAUGCCCAAAUGAUAAUGGAGGACAUCAAGAGAACUAUCGGCGAGCUUGAGCAGGAGUCCUCUCUGCCUGCUGUAGGAGUGGAACUUGUUGACAAUGAACUGGCCACGCUGUACAUGAACAGCAAGAAGUCUGAGACUGAUUUUAGGGAUUAUCCUCCGUUGCUGCGACAGGCUGUUUCGAUAGCCAGGAAGAUCCAGGAUCCCCUGGUGGAGUAUGCUCAGGUCUGCAGCACUGAUGAGGAUAUUCUCUGCCUCAAACUACACCCGCUGCAGGUGGCCGAUGGCAUCUACCAGCAUGUUGAUGUGAGAGAAGAAGGCAAAGAGAAUGCUUUCAGCUUAGGGCACACUCUCUGGAUCAACAAUGAGGAGUUUGAAGAUCUGGAUGAAAUUACUGCUCGGUACAUUCAGCCAAUGGCGUCAUUUGCCCGGGAUCUGCUGGGGCAUAAAUACUUCCAGGAGUGCAACGGGGGAAACAGGGAGAAAAUGGAGGAGUUGCUGAUCCGGACAAAGAGGGAGAAGCCCACCUUCAUUCCUUACUUUAUUUCGGCAUGCAAAGAUCUACCAGGAAAAUUCAUCCUGGGCUACCAACCACGUGGAAAACCACGGAUUGAGUAUGUGACUAUUACCCCAGAUGGCUUCCGCUACCGUUCACAGAUUUUUCCUACGGUGAAUGGGCUAUUCCGGUGGUUUAAGGACCAUUAUCAGGAGCCUGUGCCAGGCAUCACUCCCAGUAAUAGCAGCCGAACAAGGACGCCUGCCUCCCUGAACGCUACCCCAGCCAAUAUUAACAUUGCAGACUUGACACGAGCUGUCAACGCCCUCCCACGCAACAUGACAUCUCAGAUGUUCAAUGCCAUCGCCGCAGUCACGGGCCAGGGUCAGAACCCCAACACCACACCUGCACAGUGGGGCUCCAGCCAGUACGGCUACGGUGGCAGCACAGGAGGUGGAGGGAGCUCGUCUGCCUAUCAUGUGUUUGCCACACCUCAGCAACCUAUGGCGACACCCAUGAUGACGCCCAGCUACUCGUACACCACACCGAGCCAGCAAGCCUUGGGCACGCCGCAAUACCCAGGCUCCACCCCCCAGUCUUCACAUUCUCAUGCCCAUGCCCACCCACAUGGAAGCCACAUGUCACAUCAUGGCCAUCAUGGCCAUCACAGCAGUCACCACGGCCACUCAUCGGGCACGCCGUCAUCCUCCACCUCAUCCCGAGGACGGACGCCACAGCAGCAGCCAAAGCCAAGCGGCAGCAACUCCUCCGCGGUGGACUGGGGCAAGAUGGCCGAGCAGUGGCUGAAGGAAAAGGAAGCAGAGGGCCGAAAGAAAGCUCAGAGGAUGACGCCACGACCGUCACCCAGCCCUAUGAUCGAGAGCACACCAAUGUCAAUCGCCGGAGACGCCACGCCCCUGCUGGAUGAAAUGGACCGAUAGGGGACAAAGGGGGGCGUUGCUGUACCCCCCCACACACCCAACUUUGUCCCUUUGUACUGCUUCUUCACCCAGAUAACCCAUUACCCUUUCUCUCCCCAACAUCCCAUCAGCCCCAUCUUCGCCUUGACUCUUCAUGUUUUCCCUUCACCUCAUGAUAUUGUAGCUGCAGUUUUCACUCUGGUGUCACGGCUCAUAUCAGCCCACCCCAUCUCUCGUCUUCCCGUCGACCCAUCAAAUGUUUCAUAACCUCACCUCCAGCCACCUCACGCUAUGGCUGCAUAGUAUUUUGUACAGUCAGAAUAACACUGUAUACAUCAUGCAAAACGUCAGUAGAAUGACAUAAAGAAAGGAGAAAAAAAAAACACUUGAAGUAUACGGAAGCAGUUACGUAUAGGAUAUGGACCUACACUGACAUUGAAGGACAAGCUGUCUCUCUUUAUUUUUGCCAUUGGUUUUAGUUUGAUCAAGGAAAUAGGUCUGACAGACGGGGAACAACAACCCGGUCAUGAUUGGCGGAGUUUUAUGAGCAGUUGCCAAAAGAGCGCUUUGCCAAGCCAAUGAGGAAAUUGAAUAUUUGUAUAAAUGCGUCAGAACGAAUAAAGACUUUUUUUUCUUGUUUGAAUCUUAA
Oreochromis aureus is the source of this 4790-nucleotide messenger RNA. RefSeq names its product SPT6 homolog, histone chaperone and transcription elongation factor (gene supt6h). Gene Ontology annotation, molecular function: histone binding; nucleosome binding; DNA binding. Lineage: Eukaryota; Metazoa; Chordata; Actinopteri; Cichliformes; Cichlidae. Gene Ontology annotation, cellular component: transcription elongation factor complex. Gene Ontology annotation, biological process: transcription elongation-coupled chromatin remodeling; positive regulation of transcription elongation by RNA polymerase II; nucleosome organization. The record is from RefSeq and is a predicted model, not a curated record. The transcript is spliced from 29 exons. Bases 197 to 4162 code for a protein of 1321 amino acids.